This is a messenger RNA of Clupea harengus (Atlantic herring), 2071 nucleotides long. NCBI's taxonomy places the organism in Eukaryota, Metazoa, Chordata, Actinopteri, Clupeiformes, Clupeidae. The record is from RefSeq and is a predicted model, not a curated record.
GCCAAUCUUUGUUAAAAGAACGACGGCAACUUAUUCUGUUGCCCUACACUCAUAGUGUAAUAUUUUAUGCUGGUGUGGUGUUCAACUCGUGACCUGUUAUGAUCAUUCUUCAACAUUAGAUAGAGUUUAGAUUACAGGUCUAUGUGUUCAACUCAGACUGUGUGUGGUCUGAGGGUAGUUAAUUGAUUGAGUCCAUGAUUGUGCCAAGGCCUUUUUUUCUUCUGACGGAUGCCUAUGACUUUACAAACGUAUAACCAGGGGGGCGUUUCUGAGUUCAAAAAGAACACGAAAUGGUAGCCCAAAGCCUCGAAUUAUUAUUGACAACGUCCACUGAGAAAGGCAGCGGAGGGCAGCAGUCGUGUCCCCAAAGACCCCUCUGUCAAAAUGUCUUUCAUGGUACAGAAAAAAGGCGGACGGUGAGUGACUUAAAAAGAGACAAAACAAGCGAGGGAAGAAUGGCCGGACUAGCGGAACAAUGGGGUUAUCGCUGGGUGGGUGGCCGGAAUAUAUUUACAUGGUGAUACCCUAGAAGCUUACUUUGCUGGGUUGCUAAUGAAAUCAAGGCAGCGGCGCUGGAGGGAGGUGUUGGGAGAGUCUGCGUGAUGGAAUUCCCUCGCGCAUAAAAUGCAGGAUCACGUCGCGAAGAAGGUUCAGAGGCUUUGAAGUAGGCCACUAAGCGAUUAACACUGGUCAGGGCACUGAAAGGGGCUGGCAUCUGUUAAUUUAAUUGAUUUCGAAUCUCAUCAUGGUAAAUGUCUCUCUCCUGCUUUUUGUCUGUAUUAAUUAAAUAAUGUAAUUGUAAAAAAAAAAAAACUAUACAUGAUGUCACCUACCACCUUACUUUGUGUAACAAGUGGUUGUUUUCCUUCCUUUGCAGAUGUACCCAGGAGGCACCACCCUGCAAUCUGCACUGGGGGGCUAUGUCCUCCCUGAGUCUCAUUACCUGACCUGUGGGCCAGUGGGGGACUCCAUGGCUGGGAAAAUCUCAGAGCGUCUUGGCAGCCCUGGGAAUGAACUGGCCGGCCCACCGCAUCCACCUCAGCAGGGAUUCAUGGAGAGGGACCCAUAUGGACUGGAGGUCCUGGGCAGCGACCCUACUUCAGCAUACCGGCGGAACAUGAACCACGCCAAGCCCCCUUAUUCCUACAUUUCACUCAUCUGCAUGGCUCUCCAGCAAUCACCGACUAAAAAGCUGACCUUGAACGACAUUUAUGAUUGGAUCCGGCAGCUCUUCCCUUUUUACAGACAGAACCAGCAACGCUGGCAGAAUUCAAUUCGCCAUUCGUUGUCCUUCAACGACUGCUUUAUUCGCGUGCCCCGCUCGCCAGACUCUCCCGGGAAGGGCUCCUACUGGACACUCCACCCCGACUCAGGAAAUAUGUUUGAGAACGGCUGCUACAUGCGCCGCCAGAAACGCUUCCGGUGCGCGACGCCGCAGUCACCCUCCAAAACCAAAAGCGAGGCUGAAGGGAAGCCAAGGAAGGGAGAAGAGAAGAAGCGGAAGGCGACGGAGGUUAAAACCCCGGCCUCUGCCUCUGAUUCUGCCUCCAUGUCAUCUACCUCAUCUCCCUCAACUACCUCCACAUUUGCCCUCACUCCACCUGUUGCCACACCCUGUGCCCUCCGCCCCAAAUCCCCUUCACCCCCUCCACCCCUCCAGCGCCUCUCCUUCCCUCCUCCGUCCCACGAGCAUCCUGCCCACCUGUCCCCUCUGUCCGUCCCCUCGCUCAACCCCAUCACGACCACUGCCAUUCAGACUCCCCAGUCUCUACCUCCCCCAUCCUUCUCCAUGGACCCAUGCAUGCGCAGCGAGCCCCUCAGCCACUACCCUUUCUCCAUCUCUCAGCUCAUGGACUUCCAGCCGUACGACUCCUCUGUUGGAUACCAGAGCUACUACUCCGCAAACUCAAACUCUCAUCACUACAACACCUACCUGAUGAGCAGAGAGGAGUCACCCUACAUGGGAGAGUCUGUGUACUACCCCUCUGGACUUGGCAUGUGUUCAGUACCAUUACUGAGCUCCUCAUGAAGAGACAAAGCCGUAAAGGACUAGGAGAUUUACAUAGGAAUA